ACUUGGCUCAUUUUAGAGUGCAUGCAAGCCACUUACAUAGAUCUCCUCGUAGAGGAGCUAGGCUCCACGCAGUGGCUCUCCCCGAGCAGGGGCCAGCGGAGCGUCUUACAGUCCCGCCAGGGAAGGGAGUACUACCUACCCUACGGGGUGUGUAAGCCGCUCCGCUGGCACUCCGUGGGCCACUAGCCGUGGGGGCUUUUGUUCCUCUAACGAGGAAUUGCGUGAAGUAAGGGUCCUCCUCGCGAGCUGGGCAAUCAGUGGCCAACGAAGUGUCUUUCAGUCCAAAUGGGGGAAGAUUAAGAGUCAUUCUACGGACAUACGGACAUACUAGGGGACGGAUUCGUGGUGUCCCACGCACCAUGACCGAAUCUCACAUCCUUCAAUAAUGUGUGUCUCACUCAAAGUUAUAUAUUGUAGUCAUCUAUCCCCGCAACAAAACGUGCUUAUCUAAAAACCACGUGAACGUACUCGGUAAACAAAUCCCAUAAAUUGCCUGCAUCUACCGUAUCAUCCGAGCUUAUCAGUACUAAAACACGCGGUAUUCCCGGGGGCGUGCGCGCCCCGCCGCCUGCACAGUGCACACUACUACCCACGCGGUACUAUAUCGCCUAAACAACCACAAUGUUGUGACUCGAUCUCUCUCUCUAUCUUGACUGUCAUUUCUCCCCUUUUAUUUAUUCUUGCUUUCUUAUUUUUUUCUGCUCCUCUUUCUUUUUCCUUUUUCCUUUCCUCUUCUCCAGUUGACUCCUGGUUAACACCCACACCCCCCUCGUUCCAUUUAACCCACCAGUUCCCAAUUCCUUUUUCUUUGUUUGUGCGCAAUGUUUAAAUCUCCCUUAUCUUUCUUCUGGGGUAAACCAAAAGCAACAACAACAACAACAACAACAAAAGCAACACUUUCGACUAACUCCCAUGGCUCACCAGCGUCAACCAGCAGCCCAAAGACGGGCGGUCCAGUCACUCAAGCGUUCACCAUUGCAGGCAAAGGUGCUAGCAUGCUCAGAGUGUCUAUGAUCGAUUCAGAAACCGAUAAUGAUGACGGAUUUGUGGAUGUUCAAUUCCGCAAAUUGUCCUAUGCAGAAGUGGCCUCCCUUGCUCCUUCUAGAAAAAGAGCUUCCCCCACCGCCACCCCAGCAGCAGGUAGAAGAACUUCUAUAAAUGAGUAUGAAGUUUUACAAAAAGGUGCUGACGUGUCGGCGAUUGCAAGCGUUGCUAGUGCUGCAAAUUCUAGAUCACCCCUUAUCGAGGAAGAUUCUAAAGUUCUCGAUAAUGCGAUAGUACACAUAGAAGAAGAUUUACCAGAAAAGUUCAAAUCAGACGUUCAUUACAGAAAGGGCAAGAAGAAGAAGACUAGAAAGCCUAGAGUUUGAUCUUGUCAUGACGAUUCUUUUCGAGAGUUUUUUGUGUAGGGGGUUGGAGUUGCCCCUUAUCAAUCUCUCGAGCUUGUUUUUAUUAUGUGGAGUGGCGUAUCCUCGAGAAAAAAUAACACAAAUCCAAAUUCGCGAAUGUGUCCUUAGCGGGUCUUAUCGGAAGCGAACGAACAAAAAAAAUAAAAAAAAUAAAAAAAAUAAACACACCCACACUAAAGACACACAAAGAAUUUGAAUUAUAAGAGUCUUUUAACUGGCUUAUUUUUUCCACCUUUCCAAAGUAAUCAUAUAUUCAAACUGUUGUUAUUUAUUUACAAUUUAUUAAUUUAAAGAAAGAAAAAAAGAAAAA
Molecule: messenger RNA, 1719 nt
Organism: [Candida] anglica
Lineage: Eukaryota; Fungi; Ascomycota; Pichiomycetes; Serinales; Debaryomycetaceae
Source: the annotation of a GenBank genome assembly